UUGUCCUGCUAAUACCUAAUACGAUCCUCAUACUGCCUCGCCAUUAAAUCCGAUUCCGAGAAGAAGCAACGGUCAUUCUUUCAUGGCCUCUCCGUCAGCCAGGGGCCCUCCCAGGCUCAACCCAGCACGUCACGCGGAAGCCUCCCGCUGCUUCGACUUGCAUGCAGGUGGCUCGUGUUUUUAUUUAUGUAUUUUUUGUAGCCUUUAUAGCCCACUUUUCCUCCAAGAAGCUCGCCUCAAGGGUGGCGUACAUGGCUCGCCCCCUCUCCAUAUUAUCCUCAGAACAACCCUGUGAGGGAGUGACAGAUGUGCUGUGUGAAGCCUGUGAACAGUUGGGAUGGAAAACGCCAACCAAGAUCCAAGUGGAGGCUGUUCCAGUUGCACUCCAAGGGCGUGACAUAAUUGGCUUAGCAGAGACGGGAUCUGGAAAAACUGCGGCUUUUGCAUUGCCCAUCCUUCAGGCACUACUAGAAACACCUCAGCGCUUUUUUGCUUUGGUCCUUACACCUACCCGGGAGUUAGCCUUUCAAAUCUCAGAGCAGUUUGAGGCUCUUGGAUCUUCUAUUGGUGUCCAGAGUGCUGUUAUUGUGGGAGGAAUUGACAUGAUGGCCCAGUCUCUGGCUCUAGCCAAGAAACCACAUGUAAUAAUUGCUACACCUGGCCGACUUAUUGACCACCUUGAGAACACAAAGGGCUUCAAUCUGCGAGCUCUGAAGUACUUAGUUAUGGAUGAAGCUGACCGGAUCCUUAACAUGGACUUUGAGACAGAGGUAGACAGGAUCCUGAAAGUGAUUCCCAGAGAUAGGAAAACAUUUCUUUUUUCUGCUACAAUGACUAAGAAGGUGCAAAAACUCCAACGUGCAGCUCUUAAGGAUCCUGUUAAAUGUGCAGUCUCUACUAAGUAUCAGACAGUUGAAAAACUGCAGCAAUACUAUAUUUUCAUCCCUUCCAAGUUCAAGGACAGUUAUCUUGUCUAUAUUCUGAAUGAACUUGCUGGGAACUCAUUCAUGAUAUUCUGCAGCACUUGCAACAACACUCAGAGGACAGCCCUCCUGCUUCGAAAUCUGGGCUUCACUGCCAUCCCCCUCCACGGACAGAUGAGUCAGAAUAAGCGAUUGGGGUCGCUGAACAAGUUCAAGGCCAAAGCACGUUCCAUUCUGCUGGCUACUGAUGUUGCUAGCAGAGGCUUGGACAUCCCCCAUGUCGAUGUCGUAGUAAACUUUGACAUUCCUACCCAUUCCAAGGAUUACAUUCAUCGGGUGGGGAGAACUGCUCGAGCUGGACGCUCUGGAAAAUCCAUCACAUUUGUCACACAGUAUGAUGUGGAGCUCUUCCAGCGCAUCGAGCACCUGAUUGGCAAGAAGUUGCCUGCCUUCCCUACGCAAGAGGAGGAGGUCAUGAUGCUGACCGAACGUGUGGCUGAAGCACAGCGAUUUGCUCGGAUGGAGUUGCGGCAGCAGGGGGAAAAGAAGAGGCGCUCUCGCGAAGAGGCCAAUGAAGAUGAUGACACCGAGGGAGCAGUGGGGGUCAGGAACAAAGUCGCUGGUGGAAAAAAGAAGAAAUGGAAAGCCUGAGAAAUUAAUAUCCCUAGACUUUAUUUCUCCAUCCUAUUAAGCGACUUGGGUUUCUGGGAGUCACCAGUAUCAGACUGACCUUUCAGCUAUCCCAGACAGGAAGAAGUGUCCUGCUCCACUAGCACCUCUUACAAACUGGGCAAUCUAAACUCCCAGAUGUAAUGCAGAAGGGUUCUCUUGCAAGCCUGGGAAAUGUCUUCUAAUGCUGUGGUUGCCUAUUAUUUCUACUGCUGGCAGUUGUCCUGUCCACCGGUAGGGAUCAGAGCAGAGCAGAUUCUGUAACCUGUAUCUGGUAUAUGGCAGAACCUUUGAAACCUCUUCCUAAGUCAAUGGAGAGAGACUUCUGCAUCGACAAUUCUCUUACAGAAUUAUGUUAAAUAAAAACAAAACAAUAACAAAUUGCACAUUGUGCUGGUUCCAAGAAGUAUAGGCAAAGAAGAUGGAAGUCCUGCCGUGAGAUCCUUGCCUUUAUUAGGAGAGACAAUGGAGAGGAGGAGAAUAAGAAAAUAUAUAUGUUCUACUUAAAACCAAA
Molecule: messenger RNA, 2106 nt
Organism: Rhineura floridana
Lineage: Eukaryota; Metazoa; Chordata; Lepidosauria; Squamata; Rhineuridae
Gene: DDX47
Product: DEAD-box helicase 47
Exons: 12
Coding region: 162-1574 (470 amino acids)
Molecular function (GO): nucleic acid binding; ATP binding; RNA helicase activity
Source: RefSeq, a predicted model, not a curated record